Molecule: messenger RNA, 1905 nt
Organism: Daldinia childiae
Lineage: Eukaryota; Fungi; Ascomycota; Sordariomycetes; Xylariales; Hypoxylaceae
Exons: 3
Coding region: 1-1905 (634 amino acids)
Biological process (GO): protein polyubiquitination
Molecular function (GO): protein binding
Source: RefSeq, a predicted model, not a curated record
AUGACUGUUACCAGCCUGCUCGAAAAACUUCCCGACGAGAUCUUCCUCCACAUCCUUUCCUUUCUAGAAUCGCGCGACGUCGUUAUUCUCCAAAGCGCUUCCAAACAUUUCUUAGGAUUAUGUCGAGAUGGUAACUUCUGGAGAGAUAGAAGCUUAUCCGCCUCGGCCGUGAGUGAACGCAUUAGGCUAUCCCGACUGGGCUCUGAUUGGAUAGACGAAGAUGGCGCGACAUUGACCGGCGUGCCUACGGCUGCAGGACAAGCGAACCAGACACAAGAUGAUCAAAAUGCGGUGCAUUGGAACCGACUCGAAAGUUUAUCUCAGCUAUCAUCUAAGAGAAGGAAGCGGGAACAAGCUCGUAUUGCCGCUAACUGGGACCCGACAUUUCCUAACGAAAAGACGAAUUGGUAUAAUGAAUACAUUCAUCGAUAUGGACCUAUUGCGGUUAGCUGGUUCGAACAGCCUCAAGUUCAGACAGGCUCUAUAAGGACCCAUCUAGAUGCUAGCGGGAUUGCUCUAUAUAACCCACCAGGCGGAAACGAGCUCUUUGCAGUAUCACCACUCGAUGAUGGCUCUAUUUGCCUGUGGGAUGUAAAAGGUACUCGAAGUAGGAAGGGAUCAAUACUAUCCAGAUCUAACCCUGGUCUCUUGUGCGCUGACGGUCCGGGCGCUGAUCUAUCAAGACGUUCGAAGAUGAUCAAUACAGGGGUGACUGAAUGCGUCAGCAUUGACAGCGUAAAUCAUGUAGCCUUUUUCGCUAUCCAGAGCAAUCUUAUCGAGGUCGACCUCAAAACGCUACAAGUCGUCGAGGAUUAUCCUUUCGAAUGGUCGAUUACUACGCUCUCUCCUGCCGAUCCCAACGUCCCCUUAACAGUCGGUACGAUCCAUGGCCUACACUUUCACGAUUCUAGAGCGAGAUCGAAAUAUCGAAACGAACACCAUAUACAAUUAGAUAAUAUUAGUAGAAAGAGCGGCCGGAAUUUCUCCCACGUAUUAGAUCCUAGGCCGCUAGCCCCGUACGCUUCUCUUGCUCAGUCGGGACCUCAGAGCAUUCUCCACCUCGGACGCUCGGACACCAGCCAACUAUCGGACGAUAUCUUCGUAGCAGGACGGUUCUCAAAUAUUUUACAUUACGACAGGCGUAUGUUUCCAACGAUCAAGGGAUCAGUCCAUUCGGGGGCCCGGCUCUGUAGUCUCACAUCACUUCCAUUCCCUUUUGCCACUCUAUACAGCGAUCUCCGCCAGCGCAUCCUACCUUCCGACGAACCAAUCGAGAAGGGUAGGAGCACGGCCAACGGAAGAACCCUAAUAGCGUGCGGCGAGUAUAGUACCAAGGGAUCACUCGAAUUGUACGGCCUGUCCCCUGGCGCGGACGACUCACCACGAGAGCCGGUCAUCCAGAAGUCUUCCUUGAAGAACCGACAGACAGCUUCGCAGUCGAAGCUCCUCUCCGUCAUGAAUCACGGCACCAGAAUCGUCUUCUCCGACGGGCAAGGAUACCUAAAGUGGGUCGAGAGGGACGGCUUUACCGAAGUGCGCCGUCACAAGAUCGGUAAGUCCGAAAGAGUCGCCCAGCGCUCGCUCUUCGGGUCGAUGCCCGGGUCGGACGACAUCGCAAGAAAGAUCCUAUCCACGCGGACGCCGGGGCAAGACGGCGAAAUCCAGGCUAACGACGAAGACAUCCUCUUCUGGACCGGAGAGAGGUUGGGAAUGCUCAGCUUCUCGUCCCAACCUGGAUUCUCUCCGGAGGAUUUCGAGGAAAACACCAGGACGCCGGAAGAUAUCGCAGCAGAAGAAGAUGAACAAAUGUACGGCGAGAGAAUGAGGCUAGCGCUAGAACGACAGGCUCGAGACGUCCGGUUCGUGCAGAACCUCGGGGCUGGCAGCCUCCACAGCGGAAUCUAA